Asterias rubens (European starfish) is the source of this 6879-nucleotide messenger RNA. RefSeq lists its product as uncharacterized. The transcript has 27 exons. The coding region runs from base 1 to 6879 and encodes 2292 amino acids. The record is from RefSeq and is a predicted model, not a curated record. Lineage: Eukaryota; Metazoa; Echinodermata; Asteroidea; Forcipulatida; Asteriidae.
AUGAGUCCACGCCGUGGUGGUACGGCGUUGUUGGCUGGCGUGGCUGCCUUACUAGUGGCCGUUAUUCUGCCGCUGGCGAAAGCCCAAGUCAUGGCAGUGGAAAUCUCCUGUCCAAAUAACGAGACUCAGGCUAAUGAUCGUGGGCUGUCAACCGCUAAUGUCACCUGGUCAGCAGAACCAUCAGCCAAUGACUCAGAUGGCAGUGUAAUCAACUCUACCAACAUUACAUGUGUGAACGAGCUUGGCAAUGUUGUGGCUUCAAUGGACCCGUAUCCAGUUGGCCAAACGACUGUGAACUGCACUGCUCAGGGGCAGAAUGAAACGGCAUCUUGCGUCUUUUACAUCACGGUGAAUGUCAUGGCAGUGGAAAUCUCCUGUCCAAAUAACGAGACUCAGGCUAAUGAUCGUGGGCUGUCAACCGCUAAUGUCACCUGGUCAGCAGAACCAUCAGCCAAUGACUUCGAUGGUAGUGUAAUCGACUCUACCAACAUUACAUGUGUGAACGAGCUUGGCAAUGAUGUGGCUUCAAUGGACCCGUAUCCAGUUGGCCAAACGACUGUGAACUGCACUGCUCAGGGGCAGAAUGAAACGGCAUCUUGCAUCUUUUACAUCACGGUGAAUGACAACGAAGCUCCGAAUGUCACGUGUCCAACUGAUAAUACUACCAAUGUGGAUGCUUCAUUGGCUGGUGCCUAUGUGAUUUGGUCAGUUUCACCGAAUGCCACUGAUGUUGUUGAUGCUACAGUUAAUGCUGACAGCGUUGUUUGUGAAGAUCAUCUUGGCAAUAAUGUGACAUCUGGUGAAUUUUUCCAAGCCGGUGUAACAACAGUGACUUGUAGAGCUAACGAUACUAGCCUAAAUGAAGGGUCCUGUGCGUUUUUCAUCAACGUUACUGACAACGAAGCUCCGAAUGUCACGUGUCCAACUGAUAAUACUACCAAUGUGGAUGCUUCAUUGGCUGGUGCCUAUGUGAUUUGGUCAGUUUCACCGAAUGCCACUGAUGUUGUUGAUGCUACAGUUAAUGCUGACAGCGUUGUUUGUGAAGAUCAUCUUGGCAACGUUGUGACUUCUGGUGAAUUUUUCCAAGACGGUCUAACAACAGUGACUUGUAGAGCUAACGAUACUAGCCUAAAUGAAGGGUCCUGUGCGUUUUUCAUCAACGUUACUGACAACGAAGCUCCGAAUGUCACGUGUCCAACUGAUAAUACUACCAAUGUGGAUGCUUCCUUGGCUGGUGCCUAUGUGAUUUGGUCAGUUUCACCGAAUGCCACUGAUGUUGUUGAUGCUACAGUUAAUGCUGACAGCGUUGUUUGUGAAGAUCAUCUUGGCAACGUUGUGACUUCUGGUGAAUUUUUCCAAGACGGUCUAACAACAGUGACUUGUAGAGCUAACGAUACUAGCCUAAAUGAAGGGUCCUGUGCGUUUUUCAUCAACGUUACUGACAACGAAGCUCCGAAUGUCACGUGUCCAACUGAUAAUACUACCAAUGUGGAUGCUUCAUUGGCUGGUGCCUAUGUGAUUUGGUCAGUUUCACCGAAUGCCACUGAUGUUGUUGAUGCUACAGUUAAUGCUGACAGCGUUGUUUGUGAAGAUCAUCUUGGCAACGUUGUGACUUCUGGUGAAUUUUUCCAAGACGGUCUAACAACAGUGACUUGUAGAGCUAACGAUACUAGCCUAAAUGAAGGGUCCUGUGCGUUUUUCAUCAACGUUACUGACAACGAAGCUCCGAAUGUCACGUGUCCAACUGAUAAUACUACCAAUGUGGAUGCUUCAUUGGCUGGUGCCUAUGUGAUUUGGUCAGUUUCACCGAAUGCCACUGAUGUUGUUGAUGCUACAGUUAAUGCUGACAGCGUUGUUUGUGAAGAUCAUCUUGGCAACGUUGUGACUUCUGGUGAAUUUUUCCAAGACGGUCUAACAACAGUGACUUGUAGAGCUAACGAUACUAGCCUAAAUGAAGGGUCCUGUGCGUUUUUCAUCAACGUUACUGACAACGAAGCUCCGAAUGUCACGUGUCCAACUGAUAAUACUACCAAUGUGGAUGCUUCAUUGGCUGGUGCCUAUGUGAUUUGGUCAGUUUCACCGAAUGCCACUGAUGUUGUUGAUGCUACAGUUAAUGCUGACAGCGUUGUUUGUGAAGAUCAUCUUGGCAACGUUGUGACUUCUGGUGAAUUUUUCCAAGACGGUCUAACAACAGUGACUUGUAGAGCUAACGAUACUAGCCUAAAUGAAGGGUCCUGUGCGUUUUUCAUCAACGUUACUGACAACGAAGCUCCGAAUGUCACGUGUCCAACUGAUAAUACUACCAAUGUGGAUGCUUCAUUGGCUGGUGCCUAUGUGAUUUGGUCAGUUUCACCGAAUGCCACUGAUGUUGUUGAUGCUACAGUUAAUGCUGACAGCGUUGUUUGUGAAGAUCAUCUUGGCAACGUUGUGACUUCUGGUGAAUUUUUCCAAGACGGUCUAACAACAGUGACUUGUAGAGCUAACGAUACUAGCCUAAAUGAAGGGUCCUGUGCGUUUUUCAUCAACGUUACUGACAACGAAGCUCCGAAUGUCACGUGUCCAACUGAUAAUACUACCAAUGUGGAUGCUUCAUUGGCUGGUGCCUAUGUGAUUUGGUCAGUUUCACCGAAUGCCACUGAUGUUGUUGAUGCUACAGUUAAUGCUGACAGCGUUGUUUGUGAAGAUCAUCUUGGCAACGUUGUGACUUCUGGUGAAUUUUUCCAAGACGGUCUAACAACAGUGACUUGUAGAGCUAACGAUACUAGCCUAAAUGAAGGGUCCUGUGCGUUUUUCAUCAACGUUACUGACAACGAAGCUCCGAAUGUCACGUGUCCAACUGAUAAUACUACCAAUGUGGAUGCUUCAUUGGCUGGUGCCUAUGUGAUUUGGUCAGUUUCACCGAAUGCCACUGAUGUUGUUGAUGCUACAGUUAAUGCUGACAGCGUUGUUUGUGAAGAUCAUCUUGGCAACGUUGUGACUUCUGGUGAAUUUUUCCAAGACGGUCUAACAACAGUGACUUGUAGAGCUAACGAUACUAGCCUAAAUGAAGGGUCCUGUGCGUUUUUCAUCAACGUUACUGACAACGAAGCUCCGAAUGUCACGUGUCCAACUGAUAAUACUACCAAUGUGGAUGCUUCAUUGGCUGGUGCCUAUGUGAUUUGGUCAGUUUCACCGAAUGCCACUGAUGUUGUUGAUGCUACAGUUAAUGCUGACAGCGUUGUUUGUGAAGAUCAUCUUGGCAACGUUGUGACUUCUGGUGAAUUUUUCCAAGACGGUCUAACAACAGUGACUUGUAGAGCUAACGAUACUAGCCUAAAUGAAGGGUCCUGUGCGUUUUUCAUCAACGUUACUGACAACGAAGCUCCGAAUGUCACGUGUCCAACUGAUAAUACUACCAAUGUGGAUGCUUCAUUGGCUGGUGCCUAUGUGAUUUGGUCAGUUUCACCGAAUGCCACUGAUGUUGUUGAUGCUACAGUUAAUGCUGACAGCGUUGUUUGUGAAGAUCAUCUUGGCAACGUUGUGACUUCUGGUGAAUUUUUCCAAGACGGUCUAACAACAGUGACUUGUAGAGCUAACGAUACUAGCCUAAAUGAAGGGUCCUGUGCGUUUUUCAUCAACGUUACUGACAACGAAGCUCCGAAUGUCACGUGUCCAACUGAUAAUACUACCAAUGUGGAUGCUUCAUUGGCUGGUGCCUAUGUGAUUUGGUCAGUUUCACCGAAUGCCACUGAUGUUGUUGAUGCUACAGUUAAUGCUGACAGCGUUGUUUGUGAAGAUCAUCUUGGCAACGUUGUGACUUCUGGUGAAUUUUUCCAAGACGGUCUAACAACAGUGACUUGUAGAGCUAACGAUACUAGCCUAAAUGAAGGGUCCUGUGCGUUUUUCAUCAACGUUACUGACAACGAAGCUCCGAAUGUCACGUGUCCAACUGAUAAUACUACCAAUGUGGAUGCUUCAUUGGCUGGUGCCUAUGUGAUUUGGUCAGUUUCACCGAAUGCCACUGAUGUUGUUGAUGCUACAGUUAAUGCUGACAGCGUUGUUUGUGAAGAUCAUCUUGGCAACGUUGUGACUUCUGGUGAAUUUUUCCAAGACGGUCUAACAACAGUGACUUGUAGAGCUAACGAUACUAGCCUAAAUGAAGGGUCCUGUGCGUUUUUCAUCAACGUUACUGACAACGAAGCUCCGAAUGUCACGUGUCCAACUGAUAAUACUACCAAUGUGGAUGCUUCAUUGGCUGGUGCCUAUGUGAUUUGGUCAGUUUCACCGAAUGCCACUGAUGUUGUUGAUGCUACAGUUAAUGCUGACAGCGUUGUUUGUGAAGAUCAUCUUGGCAACGUUGUGACUUCUGGUGAAUUUUUCCAAGACGGUCUAACAACAGUGACUUGUAGAGCUAACGAUACUAGCCUAAAUGAAGGGUCCUGUGCGUUUUUCAUCAACGUUACUGACAACGAAGCUCCGAAUGUCACGUGUCCAACUGAUAAUACUACCAAUGUGGAUGCUUCAUUGGCUGGUGCCUAUGUGAUUUGGUCAGUUUCACCGAAUGCCACUGAUGUUGUUGAUGCUACAGUUAAUGCUGACAGCGUUGUUUGUGAAGAUCAUCUUGGCAACGUUGUGACUUCUGGUGAAUUUUUCCAAGACGGUCUAACAACAGUGACUUGUAGAGCUAACGAUACUAGCCUAAAUGAAGGGUCCUGUGCGUUUUUCAUCAACGUUACUGACAACGAAGCUCCGAAUGUCACGUGUCCAACUGAUAAUACUACCAAUGUGGAUGCUUCAUUGGCUGGUGCCUAUGUGAUUUGGUCAGUUUCACCGAAUGCCACUGAUGUUGUUGAUGCUACAGUUAAUGCUGACAGCGUUGUUUGUGAAGAUCAUCUUGGCAACGUUGUGACUUCUGGUGAAUUUUUCCAAGACGGUCUAACAACAGUGACUUGUAGAGCUAACGAUACUAGCCUAAAUGAAGGGUCCUGUGCGUUUUUCAUCAACGUUACUGACAACGAAGCUCCGAAUGUCACGUGUCCAACUGAUAAUACUACCAAUGUGGAUGCUUCAUUGGCUGGUGCCUAUGUGAUUUGGUCAGUUUCACCGAAUGCCACUGAUGUUGUUGAUGCUACAGUUAAUGCUGACAGCGUUGUUUGUGAAGAUCAUCUUGGCAACGUUGUGACUUCUGGUGAAUUUUUCCAAGACGGUCUAACAACAGUGACUUGUAGAGCUAACGAUACUAGCCUAAAUGAAGGGUCCUGUGCGUUUUUCAUCAACGUUACUGACAACGAAGCUCCGAAUGUCACGUGUCCAACUGAUAAUACUACCAAUGUGGAUGCUUCAUUGGCUGGUGCCUUUGUGAUUUGGUCAGUUUCACCGAAUGCCACUGAUGUUGUUGAUGCUACAGUUAAUGCUGACAGCGUUGUUUGUGAAGAUCAUCUUGGCAACGUUGUGACUUCUGGUGAAUUUUUCCAAGACGGUCUAACAACAGUGACUUGUAGAGCUAACGAUACUAGCCUAAAUGAAGGGUCCUGUGCGUUUUUCAUCAACGUUACUGACAACGAAGCUCCGAAUGUCACGUGUCCAACUGAUAAUACUACCAAUGUGGAUGCUUCAUUGGCUGGUGCCUAUGUGAUUUGGUCAGUUUCACCGAAUGCCACUGAUGUUGUUGAUGCUACAGUUAAUGCUGACAGCGUUGUUUGUGAAGAUCAUCUUGGCAACGUUGUGACUUCUGGUGAAUUUUUCCAAGACGGUCUAACAACAGUGACUUGUAGAGCUAACGAUACUAGCCUAAAUGAAGGGUCCUGUGCGUUUUUCAUCAACAUUACUGACAACGAAGCUCCGAAUGUCACGUGUCCAACUGAUAAUACUACCAAUGUGGAUGCUUCAUUGGCUGGUGCCUAUGUGAUUUGGUCAGUUUCACCGAAUGCCACUGAUGUUGUUGAUGCUACAGUUAAUGCUGACAGCGUUGUUUGUGAAGAUCAUCUUGGCAACGUUGUGACUUCUGGUGAAUUUUUCCAAGACGGUCUAACAACAGUGACUUGUAGAGCUAACGAUACUAGCCUAAAUGAAGGGUCCUGUGCGUUUUUCAUCAACGUUACUGACAACGAAGCUCCGAAUGUCACGUGUCCAACUGAUAAUACUACCAAUGUGGAUGCUUCAUUGGCUGGUGCCUAUGUGAUUUGGUCAGUUUCACCGAAUGCCACUGAUGUUGUUGAUGCUACAGUUAAUGCUGACAGCGUUGUUUGUGAAGAUCAUCUUGGCAACGUUGUGACUUCUGGUGAAUUUUUCCAAGACGGUCUAACAACAGUGACUUGUAGAGCUAACGAUACUAGCCUAAAUGAAGGGUCCUGUGCGUUUUUCAUCAACGUUACUGACAACGAAGCUCCGAAUGUCACGUGUCCAACUGAUAAUACUACCAAUGUGGAUGCUUCAUUGGCUGGUGCCUAUGUGAUUUGGUCAGUUUCACCGAAUGCCAUUGAUGUUGUUGAUGCUACAGUUAAUGCUGACAGCGUUGUUUGUGAAGAUCAUCUUGGCAGUAAUGUGACUUCUGGUGGAUUUUUCCAAGACGGUGUAACAACAGUGACUUGUAGAGCUAACGAUACUAGCCUAAAUGAAGGGUCCUGUGCGUUUUUCAUCAACGUUACUGACAACGAAGCUCCGAAUGUCACGUGUCCAACUGAUAAUACUACCAAUGUGGAUGCUUCAUUGGCUGGUGCCUAUGUGAUUUGGUCAGUUUCACCGAAUGCCACUGAUGUUGUUGAUGCUACAGUUAAUGCUGACAGCGUUGUUUGUGAAGAUCAUCUUGGCAACGUUGUGACUUCUGGUGAAUUUUUCCAAGACGGUCUAACAACAGUGACUUGUAGAGCUAACGAUACUAACCUAAAUGAAGGACAGUGA